UCCAGUCGGUGGAGAGUCAGGAGACGAACAAACCUGGCGGCUGUUGAGGAGCCUGUGAACGGCAAAUCACUCACAACUGACACGCUAUUUGGUCUCACUGGAUGUGUUUUCCCUCCUGUGAUGGUCGGACGCCAUCGCAUGUCGCCCAGUCAAACAACAGAGCCAAAGGGGCGACCAAAAAACACUCCAUUUGUCAAUUUGACAGAGCAGCUAACGUUAGCGGUGUUUUACUAGCCAGCUAACAUUACACGAACACGGCUUGUAGAGGCUAGUUAGCUCCCCCAGCUAAUGUGCUAGCCUCUGUUAGUUACAAACACUUGACUUGCUGCUGGUGGAGGAGCCGAGGAGCGAAGAAGGAGCGUUUUAACCUCACCGGAGCCUGUGCCGUUAGCUUCACCAAGCUCCAAAGGAUAUAUCUCGGUUUGGAUACACGACCAAGAGGAAUCACUGGAGAGGCCUGCUGUCUUUGUUCACCUCCACAUUUCUGAGAAAGAAUCAACCCUUGGAGUCGGACCUGGAGUGGAGAAGACCAAUUGUGGCCUGAACAAAGACAGACAGAGAGAACUAAUGCCAAGCCCUUCUCCUCCUCAGACAGCCUAGCGAAGGUCCAGGAGGUAGCAAGCUGGCUUUUGGAAAUGAACCAGGAUCUGCUGUCGGGGGGCAGCAGCAGCAGGCGGACUCGGGGGCCGGGGGGUCCGGCAGUGCGAGGUAACGCCUCCUCCACGGCCCGGGCACCCCAGCAGGCAGCAGAGGAGGGUGAUGAGGAUGAGCACAUGAACCGGGUAGUAGAGGAGGAAGAGCAGCUGCAGCAGAGGCCUGAGGCGUCGCAGGUUGAUGGCGAGAGAGAACAAGCAUGGGCGCCAAGUGAAUCGGGAGCCAGCAAUGGCCCUCGGGGAGAGGAGGAAGGGGAAGAAGACGAGGAGGGCCCUCCAAACGAAGUGAACGGAGGAGAGAAGGGAGCCCGAUGGAUGUGGGGGGCAGAGCAGAGGCGACUGCGAGGCCAGCCGCUGGGCGAGGAGGACGAGGAGGAGGAGGAAGAGGAAGAGAACAACAACAGCAGCAGUCACCAAGAGGAGGAGGAGGCGGAGGAGAGGACAGAGGGAGGGGAGGAGCAGGGGAGGGAGGAAGAGGAGAGGGAAGAGGGCGAGGAGGAAGAGGAGGAGGAUGAGGAUGAGGAGGAGAUGGACCAAGACAGUGAUGACUUUGAACAUUCUGUGGAGAGUGGGAGGGAGGAAGAAGAGGAGGAGGAAGGAGAAGGGGAGGAAGGGCUGCGGUCUCCCUCUCUCAGGAACAAUGUGUCUGCCCCCAAUAACAACCUGGACUCGGGUUGUACACACCAAAGCUCUUCCAACAAGAAGAUGAAGAGAAAGUUGGACCAUGGCCCCGAGGUCCGAUCUUUCCCUUCAGGAAAAAAGCCCUGCAAAGGCCCGGAGUAUCCAAGCCCGACAGGCAUUGUCCCAUGUCCGGCCACACCCACCACAUUUGGCCACAUCAGAACAGCCAAUGGUCAGGGGCAGCAGAGACGGCGCAUCACCUCAAUCCAGCCACCCACGGGUCUUCAAGAAUGGCUCCGAACAUUUCAGAGCUGGACUGGCCCCGAGAAGCUGCUGGCGCUGGAUGAGUUGAUUGACAGCUGUGAGCCAACACAAGUCAAGCAUAUGAUGCAGGUGAUCGAGCCGCAGUUUCAGCGAGACUUCAUCUCCCUGCUGCCCAAAGAGCUGGCUUUGUAUGUGCUGUCAUUCCUGGAACCGAAGGACCUCCUCCAAGCAGCCCAGACGUGUCGCUACUGGCGCAUCCUGGCAGAGGACAACCUGCUGUGGAGGGAGAAAUGCAGGGAAGAAGGCAUCGAUGAGCCUCUGCUCCUCAAGAAGAGGAAAAUCGUCAAGCCUGGCUUCACUCACAGCCCCUGGAAGAGUGCCUACAUCAGGCAGCAUAGAAUAGACACCAACUGGAGGAGAGGGGACCUCAAAUCACCCAAGGUGCUGAAAGGUCACGACGACCAUGUGAUCACCUGCCUCCAGUUCUGUGGCAACCGCAUCGUCAGCGGCUCUGACGACAACACGCUCAAAGUCUGGUCGGCCAUCACAGGAAAGUGUCUGCGUACGUUGGUGGGCCACACAGGGGGCGUGUGGUCAUCCCAGAUGAGAGACAACAUUAUUAUCAGCGGCUCCACUGAUCGCACACUCAAGGUCUGGAACGCAGAGACAGGAGAAUGUAUCCACACCCUCUAUGGGCAUACCUCAACAGUGCGCUGCAUGCACCUACAUGAGAAAAGGGUGGUCAGUGGCUCUCGUGACGCCACGCUGCGCGUCUGGGACAUUGAGACAGGUCAGUGUUUACACGUCCUCAUGGGCCACGUGGCGGCGGUGCGCUGCGUCCAGUAUGAUGGGCGGCGGGUGGUCAGCGGUGCCUAUGACUUCAUGGUCAAAGUGUGGGACCCCGAGACGGAGACCUGCCUCCACACGCUGCAGGGCCACACCAACAGAGUGUAUUCAUUACAGUUUGAUGGGAUCCAUGUGGUGAGCGGCUCAUUGGACACGUCUAUAAGGGUUUGGGACGUGGAGACGGGCAACUGCAUCCACACGCUAACGGGGCAUCAGUCCCUCACCAGCGGCAUGGAGCUCAAAGACAACAUCCUGGUCUCAGGCAACGCAGACUCCACUGUCAAGAUCUGGGACAUCAAGACGGGCCAGUGCCUGCAAACACUGCAAGGUCCCCACAAGCACCAGAGCGCCGUGACGUGCCUCCAGUUCAACAAGAACUUUGUCAUCACCAGCUCGGACGAUGGCACAGUUAAACUGUGGGACCUGAAGACGGGCGAGUUCAUCCGAAACCUGGUGACUCUGGAGAGCGGCGGCAGCGGCGGUGUGGUGUGGCGCAUCCGGGCCUCCAACACCAAGCUGGUGUGCGCGGUGGGCAGCCGCAACGGCACAGAGGAGACCAAGCUGCUGGUGCUGGACUUUGACGUGGACAUGAAGUGAGAAGGGACGCAGUGGGGAAGGACGAAGAGCGAACCGCGGAGAGGAAGGAAUAGAGAGGGAAUGGGAGAUGAGGCACCUGGAAAACCGAAGGGCCAAAGCCCAGAACUCUUCACCCAAAAUCUACAACCACCACCACUGACAGUGGGCUGUCCUGUCCUCUACCAUUAUCUUCCCCGUCCCCCUUUGGGCAAAUGUUACUGACAGAGCCACAGACCCUCACACGUGUUCAGCCCCUGCUUUCGACCCCCCGCCACCAGUACGAGGUGGAGUCGGAGGGGAUCGGGCUGGAAACGGGGCGGCGGGGCGCGACCGGUCUGUCCCUCGAUUGGAGAAAGAAGAGAGGAAGAAAGGAAUGACUGAUGAAGACUGAACUCUUUUGAAGUGACUCUCAACCCUUUCGGUUCGGGGUCCGCUUCGCACAGAGACUUGGUUUCGCUCAAGCCUGACAGAUUUUGAGAUGUACAGAGAUAUAUUAUUUUUUAAAGACCCCCCCCACACACACCCCUCCCUCUCCCAUCAGUGCGCGCCCACACACACAUUCACUCAAACGGCCAACCAGAAUGUGGAAAGCAUUGACUGUAGGGAGAGAUUGAGGACGGUGGGAGACACUUAAAGGUGAAUUUCCACACACACAUACACACACACAGUUACACCUAAAGAGCUGCUUGUUGUAGAGGAGAGAAAGCGAUUGGAGGGUUCAGCCUGUAAUCAGGCUCGUUUCUUGUCACUCCAUUUCCGUUCUUACUGUUCUCCACUCGGUUUCUGUAGUUUGAUUUCUUUACGAUAUCGCACACAAACACAACUGUGAAUUUCAAUACGUUCUUGGGUUAUCAUAUGAAAGGGGUUUCUCUCAUGUUUUUUUUUUUGUUUUGUUUUUCCUGCGGUUGCCAACAGCAACAAAUCCCAGUAUUAGAAACCUCCUCUGUUUAGGUUUGCUGUCAUUAUGUCACAAAGGGUUUUUUUCCUUUCUUUCUUCGUCUUUUUAUUUGAGUUGUUUGUUCUUCCUUUCUGUUCUCUACAUACCUGGGUUUGGAGCUCCGUCUCCACAUAAACAUCAAUGCUGUCCAGAAUUUUUCAGAGUCUAGCUGGGGUGGUUUCCUCAAUGCCAGUGCUGUGACGAGAGGAAGUAAAGCUCUAAGCGCUGUGGAUUAACGCCCCUGAACCCCCCAGCCCCUUCCCCUCUACUGUUUUCUCCCAGUGGCCAAACUGUAUUUAUGCUGCUAGAUGAACGGAAAAAAGAGAGAGAUGGAACUUUUACUUGCUGUGACGUUUUAGUCCCAGGCAAAAUUCCAAAUUGAACUCUAUAUGUUUGGACUUAAAGAAACAAAAGAUCACAAAAGAAAACAUCCGACAUUUUUGUUUUGUUUUGUUUGUUUUUGCCACUGAAACUUGAGCCAAACGUGCCUCUACGAGGCUGAGAGGAGGGAGCGUGUCCGACAGAUACUGACGGGAUCGCCUGCAGAGAGGAAACAAGGGGAUGUACACUGUUGGCGUGCGUGUGUGUGCGUGCAUGAGUGCGUGUGUUAGCGUGUUAAUGGGCAACUUGUAAACACAUUCCUUGGGACAACGCUCUUUCAGCCUGUUCUUUGGGGAAAUGUACAAAUGCUGUGUGGACUGGCAAAGAAAAAAAACUAGCAGACGUUAUCGAUUUUAACACGUGAAUGAGAGAACUGUCCGUAUCCGUGUGUGAUUGUUGUUCCAUUCAAAGAUGUCUGAAGCAACAGAGGAGACCAUCACAAGCAUCAACUGACAGGUCGAGCUGCCAGGAGUCUUAGUGUUACAUGUGUUGCAGUUAAAAUCACCGGGGCGGCUGCUCUGCGGCGGCCGCAGCCUCGAGGAUUGUCAGUGGGAAAAAUAAAAACACAAAAGGCAACAAACGUGAACAGAAACAUUGUAGCCAAACGAAAAAUCGUCUCAAUCUCCAAGAGUCACAACUCAAGCUGAACUGUGAAAGUGGUAUAACACUGUAUAUUAAAAAAGAAAAAAAGAAAACAAUCUUGCUCUAUCUCCUCUCGUUGUUUUCUCCCUCUGUUUUAAUUUAUGAUCUGGUUUGAGAAAUCAGAUUUGUUGCAGGUGUUUUAUUUUUUCAGUUCAUGUAAACUGCCUGGCAAAAAAGAAAACAGACAGAAAAAAAACCUUAAAGGGAUUGUGUAUUGUUUGAUUCACUUAGAAUUUUAUUUUCUUAUAACUUAAGUGCAAUAAAAUGUGGGUUUUUCUUUUUUCAUUUCAAGCAUA
Messenger RNA from Epinephelus moara (kelp grouper), 5216 nucleotides. RefSeq names its product F-box and WD repeat domain containing 7 (gene fbxw7). NCBI's taxonomy places the organism in Eukaryota, Metazoa, Chordata, Actinopteri, Perciformes, Serranidae. The coding region runs from base 636 to 2981 and encodes 781 amino acids. Gene Ontology annotation, molecular function: ubiquitin binding. The record is from RefSeq and is a predicted model, not a curated record. Gene Ontology annotation, biological process: proteasome-mediated ubiquitin-dependent protein catabolic process; ubiquitin recycling. Gene Ontology annotation, cellular component: nucleus; cytoplasm. The transcript is spliced from 14 exons.